AUGGAUGAUUCUUCAGUUUCUUUGGAUUUAUUCCAAAAUCCAAAAAACGAAUCAUUGGAAAAAGUAGAGCUGAUAAUAAACGUCAAUGGAAUUCCAAAAAUUAUUCCAGCUUUGUCAAAACACUGGGUCGUCAAGAAAUAUUUUCUAAUCUAUGAAAUUCCAAACAUUUAUGACGAUAAUGGCAAGCAAGUACUUGGAGCUAAGUCAACCUGGCUGGAGAUUAUUAAUUACAUGAUCAAUGAUUACAGUUGGCUUCUACGAUUACCUUAUUACAAAUUCUGGUCCAACAUGGUCUUCAACCGACCAAUAAUAGACUCCCUUUUAUCAGUCCUGCAAAACAUUCCCCGCUUUUACAACCUUCAGAACUUCCCCAAAGACCCUGACAUGCAAAGCACCCUCGAAAAGCUCCGCCAGAAAGUCUUGAACAUUUUCGCCCGAAUCGUCACCUUGAAAGAGAGUCCAACAGAAUUCAUGACCCCGGGCUACCACGGAUCGUUGAUCUACGACAAGUUCCUGAUCACAAUUCCGACCUUAAUGGACCUGGCGCAGCUCUACGGUCGCGAAAACGAGCGAAUAGUCAGCCAGAUAAUAAAGCGGGCCUUUAAGUCUCAAGGACUUUACAACGAGGACCUGAAGAUGACUGUUGAAUGCACUUGCCAGCUUUUGAGUUCAUUAGAAGAGAAGCUUUUUGACCAGCCACUUCUCACAGCUCGGGACGUAAUCUGUAUCUCGGAGGUUAACGACGAGAAGCUGACUAGUGAAGAGGUUGAAGACAUGAUUGUCUAUUUGACUGACGUCGCCUCGAAUAUUGCCAUUUUCCUCAAUGUCUAUCCAGACGCUGUUGAUUUCUAUGCUAGCGAUUAUUUUAUCAUGAAGAUCGUUGGUGUUUAUGAGAACAUUAUUCCUGCUAUUUAUCGCAAGCUCAGUGAAUUUUCUGAAGUUGACCUUGAGAUUGAUGAGAUUCAGUUGAAACAUUAUUUGCAUAUUGCGAGGACUGAGUUUAUUACAGUAUUUCAUAAUAUUAUUUUUAAUAAUAUUAGAUUGAUGUUGGAAAAUCCAAUAUUGUUGGAAGAAAACACUGCUAAAGAACGAGCAGAUGAGUUUCUUAAUUAUCUAACAAGUGUUAUUUCUGACCGACAUUUUAUCAUGGAUUACAAUGAAUUGUUUCCUAUUCAAGAUGAUUUAGAAAUGCUCCAUCAACUUACUUCUGAUAUUGAUGAAGCAAAAGAAACUUUUAUAAAACGUUCGAUAUCUGAGGUUAUCUUGAAGACACAGUCUGCACGAGUCAAAAAAAAUUCUGUGGUUUCUCAAGAUGCAACGCCUGGUCCAAGUAAUUAUGAAGCUGUUCCUAGUGUGUCUGAUAAUGGAAGCGUACCAGAUCUUAGAAAAUGUAUUAGAGAUGUUAAAGAUGUCAUGUGUGAUCUUGGAGAUGGUUUUAUACAGAAAUGUCUCGCGCAUUACAAUUACAACACAGCAGCGGUAAUAAACGCAAUUUUCGAAGAUAACCUACCAAAUGAACUAAAAGAGCUAGACCGAAAACUGCCAUUUAUUCCACCCGAUGCCGCAGAAGCUUCGGCUGCAGUCGACAAGGCGGUAGGAUUCGAACGAUUGAAUGUCUUCGACGGUGAUGAGUUUGAUGUGAUGACACAAGACAAAAUAGACACGUCUCGCGUUCAUCGUGGCAAAAAGAAAGAUAAAUACAAGAAUCUGAAUGAAAUGUUGAACGACAAGUCCUUUAAAAAGGACAUUGCUAAUAUUUACUCAAAGUACGGUGUAAUUGAAGACGAAUAUGAUGAUGAGUACGAUGACACCUAUGAGAGCCAUGACGUCGGCUUGCGUGGCGCUGAUGACUUUAUUGAAUUAGGCAGCAAACCUUUCACGACACCUAGAGUGCUGAGAGUCAAUGAGAAGCAAGAAGAAUCCGAAGAAGAGUCUGAAGAAGAAGAACCGCCUUCAAGUUCGUCAAACGGCCGCUGCAACUUCGUCCAAGAUCCGAGCGUGCUUCGAGAAAAACGCGAAAUGGCGAAUCGUAUGCGUGUUUUCAAGCGCGGAGGAAAAGUAGGGGGCACUGGUGAUGUUGUAGGAAAACCUAAAGGUCAGGGUAAUGACAAGGAUGUUCUAGUGAACCGUGAUAAGAAGAACACCAACAAAUCUUCAAGAGCUAACCACAAUCGUCGUUCCGGUGCUGAGUGGAAACGUCGUCAAGGAAUGGUUCCGUCGUAG
Cotesia congregata is the source of this 2223-nucleotide messenger RNA. The record is from the annotation of a GenBank genome assembly. NCBI's taxonomy places the organism in Eukaryota, Metazoa, Arthropoda, Insecta, Hymenoptera, Braconidae.